GUGCCCAGAUCGAGGCACAAAGAAGUGAAUUGGGAGAGCUCCUCUCCCAACUGCUGGUGGAUAUGGAGUUUGCUGUCCCUGCUGCAAGAGAACACAUCCGGGGUAAAUUUGACCUUAAUGCGAUCUCUGAUCGUUUGGCCAAAGCUAUCACGGGUGUGGAGAUGAUAGCAGCAGCGACUGAAAUCCAGAAGGUUAUUGGCCAGUGUUCAUUGUCAAGGGAAAAGCCCCUGUGCUUGAAAAUGAUGAAGAGAAAGAAGAUAAAGAAAGAAAAGAGGGACGUCAAGCUCGAGAAGUUGCUUCUUGGUGGAACGAAAAGCGGUGACACAACGAAGAAGGAAAUGGUAAAAGAAAUCGAGAAGAAACCAGAAGAGAAGAAACCUGAUGGGAAUGGCAAUGGAGAUGGGAAUGGGAACGGGAAUGGCAAUGGGAAUGGUGGUCCCUCCGGUCCCACUCCCUCUCCUAAGGACAAUGCCAAACCCACAGAUCCGACUAAGCCAGAAAAAAAAGAAAGGGUGAAGAUGAAAUUGCCUUUUACUUUUUCUAAUAAGAAAGAAGAAAGCCUUCCACUCUGGAUCGCAGAGAUCCAGACCUAUGUUGGGACCGCACCGGUAGAAGAAGAGUCGCAAGUUGCGUUCGCCACUUCUUGUAUGGGGGGUGAGGUGAAGCAAUGGGUUCUGGCGAAAGCAAAUGCUGCGGGGUUUGACGAUAUAGGUGAGUGGGCGAAGACUAUGACCUUGAAGCAGUUCCUUGCAAAAGUCAAGGACCGCUUUUUGGACAAGACUACGGACGAUAAGGCCUUCGACCAACUCACCACGAUAGGACAAAAGUCCUGGUCUUCAGUUGAGUCAUUGUCUCGUGAGGUUGACCGACUGUUGCAGGGCGAGUUCGAUCCGCGAUCAGCAGGCGGCCUGGCACGGACAUUUUUGGAGAGCUGCUGCUUGCCGAAUGGGGAUGUUGCGGUGGUGCUUCAAUUGUCGAUUGCAACAGACAAUUUAACGAGAGAAGCGAAUCUCGAAGUUCUUCAGUUUGAGCGUCUGGAGCCUCCACUGUCUUCGCCAUUGAUCAUGAGCCCAAGGUCAAGACGGCAGUCUGGGGUGGGAGUAGGAGGAGGAGGGGAGGUUUCGCCCAUGGGGUCGGAUCCCAGAGGCGGCAGUAGGGGUCCUGCUGCUGCGGGUGGCGGUCCCGGUGGUGGCGGAGGUGGAAAGCCUCUCUACGUGGCACCUGCAAAGAGUUCGUCGUUUAAUAGUCGAACCACCUCUGCUCCUGCCGAUCCGUGCAAGGACCUUCUUCACUGGCUCCUGCCUCUUGACCAACAGUUGUCGACGAGUGUGCCUACUCUUCUGCCGGCGCCUGCGUCCUUCUCUGCGGGGGGUUGGAGCUCUCCUCCUCGAAUGUCAACCUCCACCGGAUUUAGCUUCAGCAGCAUGAGACUGCCCGCAUCACCGACACGACCCACAACGCCAACUUUGCAGCAAUCCUUCAGUUUCCAUGCUGGCAUGGGGGCCGGGACUGCUGCAGCCGCAGCCGUCUCGUUUGCUGAUGAUAUGGACACCGGAGUUGAUGGAAGCGGACUCGCCGGAUUGGCGAUGUCGGGACCGGGAGACGGAGUUGGGAGCGAAGGGAUACUGAGCUUUCGCGGCAUGGCUCUCGAGCCUCAGCGGUUUGUUGCGCAGUGCGGCCUCGAGGGGCCUCACGUUCCGGGAAAGUGUUGGUCAAAGCCGAUCUCCAUCUUGCAUCCUCUCAAGAUAGAGUCGCAUGCAGCGGAUUGCAACACAGAAGAGUUCAUAUGCAUCCUUAUUGAGAGUUACAAGUCUUCUUCAUUCAACAUGAGUUCCAAGCCUGGCGGUCAUCAGCGCCAGCUGCCAGAUGUCAACAGCGCUCAACAGUCAAGACUUACUGUUGCAUACUGUAACGGUGCAGACCAGAACAAGAACCGACCUCUCAAUACAAAGUACAAGAUAGCGUAGCGGAAGACUUAGAUACCAAUGAUCCGAACAAUCAAUAUUGCAAUGCAGC
This is a messenger RNA of Chara braunii, 2016 nucleotides long. The record is from the annotation of a GenBank genome assembly. Lineage: Eukaryota; Viridiplantae; Streptophyta; Charophyceae; Charales; Characeae.